AUGGCCCCUCCACCAGAGAUCAAAAAAGACAAGCCCAAGCCCUGGCACAUGGUGCAACCACCUGAAGGAUGGGAAGAACAUAUGUUCAGUCUCUGUGACAGGAGGAGAUCACUCAUUCCUAGUGUCUCUGUGUCCUCCCAAAAUUCCACUACCCUGAUCUUGCAGGAAGACCAGGUCAAGGGUGCUCCAAUGGAGGAGGAUGCUGGUGAGGCUGAGGCUGAGGAGGUUGAGAUGUUGCAUUGUUAUAUCCUUGACUCCAGGGUUUGGUGCCCCCCACUCCUCUCAUCUGACUAUGGGGAUGGUUUUGAAUCAUUGCUUUCUCCAUCUUUGCCACCAGCUGAAGACUCCAGUUCCAAUGCUGAAGAUGAGUUUCCCCCACAUCAUCCUGGUCACUGUGUGGAACACAAACCUAAAAGCAAGGGCAAAAGUAGGGCUAUGGAUGUUGACAACAGUGAUAUAGUGAGUCAGGAUGAUCAUGAACCUGCCUGGAAUGCAAAAUUUAAGAAGACUGGGAACUUGUCCCAUGCCACUCUUGAUGAGAUACAUGACUUUGUGGCUGAAGUCAAGGCAAAAGCAGAGGAACUUGGACAUCAACAUGGCAAGUCUCCUUGUGACAUCCUUGUUGCUGCUGGGCUCAGUGUCAAACCAUCUCACAUGAAGCUCAAUGAGGCCAAUCUCUUCCACUCAUGGUAUUGGGCCACCCAAGCAAAACCUGAUGGUGUGGAGUACAACCAACUCAUGAAAGAUAUCCCCAAAGAUGACACCACAGCAAGAAAGGAGAAGUUGAAGGCUGUUUAUGAAUGGAGCAAGAACUCCUCAGCAGUGCCCACUAACAAAUCAGUCAAGUCCAUUGCAGUCAGAGUCCACAAUGCAAAGAUGCAGUUCUCUGGAUUGUACAUCAAUGAUCAUGCCAUUGAUGUUUGGGGACUUAUGGACAAGUACACUGCAAUAUUUAAGUGUCUCAGGGAUGGUAAUGGUACUGAGGCUGGGUUAUUAGGGACGAUGAUGUGUGGGGUUGAAGUUGGUGAUCCCCAGAAAAUCAUUUGGCAGUGGCUUCUUGAGUUUGUUAGGAGGAACUCUCUCAUCAUAAUCAACUGGCUGCUUGGGGUGCCCCCACCAGGCCCUGGUUUUGAGUACAAGAAACUCAAAGCUGAUGUUCUCUGCCAACUUGUGGUACCCUAUCUGCAGAGAAAGCUAGGCUUGAGGUACAAUGGACAAUCUGAUGAUGAUGAUGAUGAUGAUGAUGAUGAUGAUGAUGAUGAUGAUGAUGAUGAUGAUGAUGAUGAUGAUGAUGAUGAUGAGAAAAAUGAUUGUCUGGAUGGUGUGCUGGAGGUUGAAAUCAAACCCUGGAAUGAAGAUGUCAUCAGCAUAGGGGAUGCACACCCAUUAAAGGGAGAGAUCACACUGGUCAAGGCUCCUGAUGGCAUGGUUUUGCACAAGGUGUCUGACGAUCCUGAGUGGCAGAAGUCUCACAAAGAAGGGGAUCCAGGUAUGGCAGUACCUCAUGCACAGAGUGGAAUCCCAUUUCCAUCACACAAGCAGCCUCAUGUGGAGGUGAUGGAUAAUGACACAGUUCCUCAUGAGGCUUCACACUCUGACUGCCAAAUGCCCCUGCAUGAUGAAGGCAGGGAUGCAUGCCCCAUCGCUGGUGACUGCAGUGUAGUGGUUUACCACGCUGCAUUUUGGUUGAAACUAACAGGUGACAUGCACAGGAUGCACUUUGUGACCCACCAGCAUGUACAAGCCACAAGAACACUUGAGAGUCUGGUCAAUCUGAGCGCCCCUUGCCAGCUCAGUACUAUGGGGUGA
Pisolithus orientalis is the source of this 1809-nucleotide messenger RNA. RefSeq lists its product as uncharacterized. The transcript is spliced from 10 exons. The record is from RefSeq and is a predicted model, not a curated record. The coding region runs from base 1 to 1809 and encodes 602 amino acids. NCBI's taxonomy places the organism in Eukaryota, Fungi, Basidiomycota, Agaricomycetes, Boletales, Pisolithaceae.